UAAAACUUGGAUAGGGCAGCGAGGACUUGCUUGCUCGUCGGAUUGGGAAGCGGGGAGAUCCUCGAUCGUGGACGUAGCGGAGGAGGAGCGAGGAGUGAUGGGCGACGGAGCGGAGGCGGAAGAAAGCGUUGGAGGCGGGCGGGAGGCGGGAGGAGAGAGGAGCGCUCCAGCAAUGGUCACGUUUCCGGACGCCCGGCGAAACCUCAACUCCAUCCCCCCCAUCAAGCUCGAGGCUGAAGACGCUGCCGACGACGCCACUCCUCAUACCAUGUGGCAGGUGUAUAUUCUAGGAGGAUUCUUGGUUCUUAGGUGGGUUUGGGCUAGAUGGAAAGAAAGGAAGGAGAAAGGAAGAGCACCAGAUGAUCCAUCUUCUUAGCCAGCUGUAAGAUAGAGAGUUUUACCAUUGGAAAUACCGCCAUAAGACGAGAUGAUUUCCAUGCAGUGUUGUUAUCAGAUGUACUCUUCUUUAUUAGUAUGUGUUCUGAUGGCUGGGAAGUAGUUAGUUUUCAGAUGUACUCUUCUUUAUUAGUAUGUUCCGAUGGCUGGGAAGUUGCAAGUUUUCAUACUGUUAUCGCACUUAAUAUUUUUGUUCGUUUAAGUCUAUUUUCUUGUUAACUGCUUUCCCAUCUAUGGUAUUGUAAAACUUUAGGCUGGUUGGUCAAUUUUUGGGGAAGCAUGAACUCGUGGUUUACCCCUCUCUGUA
Messenger RNA from Ananas comosus (pineapple), 703 nucleotides. RefSeq lists its product as uncharacterized. The record is from RefSeq and is a predicted model, not a curated record. The transcript has 2 exons. NCBI's taxonomy places the organism in Eukaryota, Viridiplantae, Streptophyta, Magnoliopsida, Poales, Bromeliaceae. The coding region runs from base 98 to 376 and encodes 92 amino acids.